AUGGAGGUUCGCAUCCCUGUCGAAAUCAGCUCGGCCAAAGACGAACGGACAGUGCUUGCAGAACUGGCCACGCUGCUUGCUCACAUUCCUUGGGUCGAGCUCAUGCCCGAGCACGGCUGGGGACGUCCAUCUCAGCCCUACCUGGCAUGGACUGGACUGUGCGGUUGCCGGCUCAACGCAGACAUUCCAGAGGCAGAAGCAGCAAUUGGCGCUGGGGCAACCAUUGUUUACAUCACGUGA
Talaromyces rugulosus is the source of this 240-nucleotide messenger RNA. RefSeq lists its product as uncharacterized. Lineage: Eukaryota; Fungi; Ascomycota; Eurotiomycetes; Eurotiales; Trichocomaceae. The record is from RefSeq and is a predicted model, not a curated record. The transcript is spliced from 2 exons. Bases 1 to 240 code for a protein of 79 amino acids.